AUGGCCUCCUCAUCAACCACCUCGACGCCAAGCAAUUCCAAAACCAUCCCGAUAACCUCCGCCCACCACUUCACCACCACCCUCUCCUCCUCCCGCCUCGUCGUCGUCGACUUCUGGGCCCCCUGGUGCGGCCCCUGCAAAGCCAUCAGCCCCGUCUACGAACAACUCUCCUCCCAACUCUCCCGACCAGGCGUAAUAACUUUCGUAAAAGUCAACACGGACGAGCAAAAGGAAAUCGCGUCCUCGUAUAAUGUUUCCGCCUUACCGACUUUUAUGAUUUUCAAGGCGGGGAGGGAGAUUAAGAGGAUCAAGGGGGCGGAUCCGAGGGGGUUGAAUGAGGCGGUGAAACAGUUGGCGCAGGAGGCGGGGAGGGCGGAUGAGAGUGGGGAUUCAGCAGGUGCUAGUGGGAGUGGGAGUGCGGGGGGGAUGUGGAUGGGUGCGCAAGGGCCGAGGGGGUAUGUGGAUAUCACGGAUGCGGUGGAUCUCCUCGGGCUGGAUUUCCUGAACGUGGAUGAUAAGAAGGGGGAUAAGAGGAUCCUGUUCGACGGUGGUAAACCCUCAUCACUACACGCUGGAGCUGGAGCCGGCAAGUCGAAAGAGAAAGGUGAGGGCGAAGGAGGCAAGAAAGCAGACUGGCUGGAGAGCGACACAGACGAGCAACUCAUGCUCUUCAUCCCCUUCCAAUCUACGGUAAAACUUCACAGUCUCCACCUCACCUCCCUCCCACCCGCAGACGACGAAGAGCCCUCCCGACCCAAAACUAUUAAACUCUACACAAACCGCAGUACCACCCUCGGCUUCGACGAAGCGGACGAUAUCCCUUGCACACAGACCAUCACCCUUUCGCCCUCAGACUGGGAUGACAAAACCGGGACAGCGAAAGUCGAACUCCGUUCGCUGGUGGUAUUUGUGGUGGAUGGGGAGAGCGAUGAGGGAGAGAAGGUGCGGAUUGAUCGGGUGCGGUUGUGGGGGGAGACGGGGGAGAAGAGGGCGAUGGGGAAGUUGGAGAAGGUCGGGGAGGACCAUUGA
Recurvomyces mirabilis is the source of this 1029-nucleotide messenger RNA. It is a transcript of the gene txl1, whose product is annotated as Thioredoxin-like protein 1. The transcript is spliced from 2 exons. Gene Ontology annotation, molecular function: protein-disulfide reductase activity. The record is from RefSeq and is a predicted model, not a curated record. Gene Ontology annotation, cellular component: cytosol. NCBI's taxonomy places the organism in Eukaryota, Fungi, Ascomycota, Dothideomycetes, Mycosphaerellales, Teratosphaeriaceae. Bases 1 to 1029 code for a protein of 342 amino acids.